AUGAUGAUGUGGAAGCGCAGAUCAUCUGUUUCAAAGUCCCUCUCUAUCCAGUUGUUGGAGCCCAUCGUUUUCAUCGGCUCUAAUUUGGAGACAUCGCCUGUUGUUCGGGGAACUGUCAAUGUUGAUUUUCAAAAGAGCUGUAUCAUCGAGAAGCUUCAGCUCAAGUUCGAAGGCCUGAUGAAGACACAGUGGACACAAGGCGAGAAACCCAGACGACAUCAACAAAACAUUGCAGACAGCCAUCUUCAGCUGUACCCGACACCUGAGUCGGCCUUAUCACUACCUCUUUUGCUGAACUCUGGAUCAACGCGGUUCUCCUUUGAAAUGCCUCUGCCUGCAGGUAUUCCCGAAACAAUCAGCUGUUCUCAAGUCAAUGUAGACUACAACAUCACAGUGUCAUUAGACUACAAAAAAGACGGCGCAUCUCAAAUGCAUGAGGAAAUCAAAAAGCCGAUUGUAUUAGCCCGAUUACCUGACACAGGCAUGGUAGCAGGCGAAAACUAUCCAGCUACCAUUGAUUCACACAAACACUUUUCAAACUGGUGUCAGUAUCGCAUCACUAUCGACACAAAAACAGCUGUGCUUGGAUCAAAAUUGCCGGUCAAGAUCGAGAUUGCACCCACUGUUAAGGAUAUGAGAUUGAAACAAGUAUUCUUGCAAUUGGUUGAAAGGCGUACGAUUACUCCUACCGUAGACAAUGUCGAUCGCACCAGCCAAUCUGUUCAUUUCCUGUAUCCUGCCAAGGGCCAUAUACUCACACUGCCUAACCGACCUCUGAGUCAAAAUUGGCAAGGCAGCUGCCUCUAUCAGAUCCCUGAUGACAACUCGGUAUCACAUUCCACUCAGAAAUACAAUCACUUUGGCGUGAGUCAUCUUUUGCUAGUGUCUCUCUUGGUAUCGAUUCCCGAUGGCACUAGUCCAAAUAGCCGAUUCACUACGAGAACAAUCUCCUUCCAAACUUACAUCGAUCUGCUGGACAAGCGUGUGGCCCAACUCGGGGAUCGUGAAUUCACAAAAUUGCCCAGCUACGAUUGCCCCGUCUCCAUGGAAGAAAUCGAAGCUUUGAAGAGACAUGGCCUUGGUUUGGAGUGUCCUCCAACAUACGAAGAAUCUUUAUUAGCCAUCUAG
Molecule: messenger RNA, 1128 nt
Organism: Mucor velutinosus
Lineage: Eukaryota; Fungi; Mucoromycota; Mucoromycetes; Mucorales; Mucoraceae
Exons: 2
Coding region: 1-1128 (375 amino acids)
Biological process (GO): ubiquitin-dependent endocytosis
Cellular component (GO): cytoplasm; plasma membrane; cytosol
Molecular function (GO): ubiquitin protein ligase binding; protein-macromolecule adaptor activity
Source: RefSeq, a predicted model, not a curated record